GCUGCCAGACCGCCGUCUACAUGAACUGGAACUGGCUGUGGAGCUUCCACGGCCUCACCAUCAACAACGCCAACGUCGGCAUCGACAUGAGCGCCCUCGACGGCAACGGCAACCAGAACGUCGGCUCCAUCCUGCUGGCCGACAGCAAGCUCAACAACGUCAAGGUCGGCGUGCUGACCAACUACAACGUCAACCAGAACGGCACCGCCGGCACCCUGAUCCUGGACAACGUCGAUGCCACCAACAACACUCCCGUCAUGGUCAAGAACGCCCGCUCCGGCGCGACCAUCCUCAACGGAAACGCCAACAUUGCCUCGUGGAGCCAGGGCCGCGCCUACACCAACUCCAACGGAAAGGCCGUUCAGGGCACCCGCGCCGCCGUCAGCAAGCCUGCCGCGCUUACGUCUGGUGGCAAGUUCGCGACUCACACCCGACCCCAGUACGAGACCGUGCCCGCCAGCAGCUUCGUGUCCGUCAAGUCCAAGGGCGCCAAGGGCGACGGAAGCACCGACGACACGGCCGCCAUCCAGGCCGUCUUCAACAGCGUCUCCUCGGGCCAGAUUGUCUACUUCGACCACGGCGCCUACGUCAUCACCGACACCAUCAAGGUGCCCAAGAACAUCAAGAUUGUCGGCGAGGUCUGGCCCCUCAUCAUGGUUGGCGGCUCCAAGUUCAAGGACCAGAACAACCCGCAGCCCGUCUGGCAGGUUGGCCAGCCCGGCGAUGUCGGCACCGUCGAGAUCCAGGACCUCAUCUUCGAGACCCUCGGCCCCCAGCCUGGUGCCAUCAUCAUGGAGUGGAACGUGGCCGGUGCUUCCCAGGCCGGCGCCGGUCUCUGGGACGUCCACUUCCGCAUCGGCGGCACUGCCGGCACCCAGAUGCAGUCUGACCGCUGCGUCAAGACGCCCACCGUGACGACCAACCCCAACCCCUCGUGCUUCGGCGCCUUCCUGCUCGUGCACGUCACCUCGUCGGGCUCCAUCUACAUGGAGAACACGUGGCUGUGGGUGGCUGACCACGAGCUCGACCUCGCCGACCACAGCCAGAUCAACAUCUACAACGGCCGCGGCCUGCUCGUCGAGAGCACCAAGGGCACCUGGCUGUGGGGAACCGCCUCGGAGCACAACGUGCUGUACAACUACGCCUUCAACAACGCCCAGAACGUCUACAGCAACAUCCUGCAGACGGAGACGGCCUACAUGCAGGGCAACCCCGACGCCCGCGUGCCCUACACCAGCCAGUCCAAGUACGCCGAUCCCGACUGGAG
Messenger RNA from Trichoderma citrinoviride, 1267 nucleotides. Its product is annotated as glycoside hydrolase family 55 protein. The annotation marks the transcript as partial. The record is from RefSeq and is a predicted model, not a curated record. Lineage: Eukaryota; Fungi; Ascomycota; Sordariomycetes; Hypocreales; Hypocreaceae. The transcript has a single exon.